AUGGAAGACCAAGUUCCUUUUAAAGUUUAUACAUACUGGACUGAGAAUGGCAAGCCAGAAGUCCGAAGAUUUGGCGUAGAGAAGAGUGUUGUCACCAGCUUUCACUAUCUGAAUGCCAAGCUCCAGGAUGUGUACCCUGGUCUCAAAACGAAGACCUACUCCGUAGCCUGGACAGAUGAGGAUGGCGAUAAUGUUGUUAUUUCAUCGGAUGAUGAAGUGAUGACUGCUUUGCAAGUGUUGGGUGGAGAUGUCAUCAGGCUGUUUGUCUACUGCAAGUCCGAGGAACCUAAGAAUGAGGGCUGUGAUAUUGUAUUCACAGCUGUAGCUGGCAAUCCUACUGAAGCUCCGGGUGCCCCAGCAGUUCACUAUGGAGUGGUGUGCGAUUCAUGCGAUGGUUCCGUUGUCGGCUUCCGCUACAAGUGUUCCAUCUGUGAUGACUAUGACUUGUGCUCAAGAUGCGAAGCCGCAGGCCGUCACCCGGAACAUUGCAUGAUCCGAGUUCCAGCGCCGGCCAUGCCUCGCACUAUCAUCAAGGCUGCGAUCAAACGGUCUCGCCAUUUCUUGAAGUCUGUUGCUAAUGCAAUGGGCGAGGACUGCCCCUACAAGAAACAUCGCAGCGAAAGGGGUUCUGAGAAAAAGCACCGCCAUGGCCACGGCGGCCACCACGGCCCACACGCCGAGCGCGGGCCGCACCACGGGCCGCACGACGACCACCACCGCCGCCGCACUCGCGUCAGCUGGCUCGACACCUUUGCUACUUACAUGAACGAGUUCGCCAAUCUCGCAGGAGAUAUUGAUCUCGAUGACCAUAAGCCAAAGGCCCCUGAAACUAAGACAGGUACUGGAACUCAGGGACAGACAUCCGAAACGCAAGCUCAAACUCCUCAAGAGAGCCAGGAGAAAGCACAGCCAAGCACCCAAUCAACUGAAGCUCCUAAGCAACCAGAGCCAAGUACCUCUGCAAAUGCUCAAACUCAAUGCCCAUUCAAUACACCUAAGGCAUUUAAUGUUGAUCAACUUAUGGAGCUAGUAGAGAUGUUUAUUGGAAGAAUGGCAAUCCAUUUGUGCCCCCAGCACCUCAGGCUCAACCUUCAGCACCUGCUAAUACUACUGCCCCCACAUCAACUCAAACUAAUGAUGUGGAAAUGGGACAAGGAGACAGGAAGUCGCCUGAGACUGUUGAUGCUCCUGCUAAGCCAACAUCUUCUUCCGCAUCCAGUGUUAGUGAUUACGCCAGGGAUGCUUCACCAGACAAGGCUGAUGACUGGACCCUGAUUAACAAGGAAAAAGAUUUGAUGGACACGGCUAGUGCACUGCCCGAAACCCCUGCUCCCAUCGGCUUCAACUUGCCCCAAGAGUUCCAAGAGCGCGUCAAAAUCGCCGAAGGUGGUUUGUACCCACCACUGAACACCUCAACUGCAGAGCCCGAAGUGCUGAAGCAGUCCCGGCGAGUGCUCCACCCGCGCCGGCCGCAGCCCCCAAGCCGCAGGAGAAACCUGCUCCUACUCCUGCACCGCAACCCCAGCCCCAACCACAGCCUAGGCAGCGCCAUCCAAAACCACAUAUUGAUGCGGCAAUCCAGCAUAUGCUGGCUAUGGGCUUUACCAACGACGGCGGCUGGCUGACUCAACUACUUGAGAGUAAGGAUGGCAACAUCGCUGCAGUGUUGGACCUUCUUACACCCGUCAAGAAGUAA
This is a messenger RNA of Spodoptera littoralis (African cotton leafworm), 1696 nucleotides long. NCBI's taxonomy places the organism in Eukaryota, Metazoa, Arthropoda, Insecta, Lepidoptera, Noctuidae. The record is from the annotation of a GenBank genome assembly.